This is a messenger RNA of Aspergillus chevalieri, 2805 nucleotides long. It is a transcript of the gene MEF2, whose product is annotated as mitochondrial elongation factor MEF2. Gene Ontology annotation, molecular function: GTP binding; GTPase activity. The record is from RefSeq and is a predicted model, not a curated record. Bases 1 to 2805 code for a protein of 934 amino acids. The transcript has a single exon. Gene Ontology annotation, cellular component: mitochondrion. Lineage: Eukaryota; Fungi; Ascomycota; Eurotiomycetes; Eurotiales; Aspergillaceae. Gene Ontology annotation, biological process: mitochondrial translation; ribosome disassembly.
AUGGUUGCGACUCCGUUAUUGCGCAUCUCUCCCCAGGCAAUGGCUCUGAAGCCAGGCUCCAUUGCGGCUCGACGCCUGGGGACUCUCAAAUCAUUGCCAGUAUCUAAUCGGAAACUGUUCUCAACAUCAUCAGCAAAGUGGGCGGAGGCGCUUGAGCGGACUAGGAAUAUCGGAAUCAUCGCCCAUAUCGAUGCGGGGAAGACCACCACGACGGAACGGAUGCUCUACUACAGUGGGUUUACGCGCAGAAUCGGAGACGUGGAUGAGGGUUCUACAGUGACGGACUUCCUUCCCGCGGAACGAGCUCGGGGUAUCACCAUUCAGUCUGCAGCGAUUACAUUCCAUUGGCCUCCGGGAUCGCCUGGGGACAAGAACACGGUAACACUGCAGGAAUCACAACCCAGAUCUGCGGUUCCUCAUACGAUCAAUCUCAUUGACACUCCCGGACAUGCAGACUUUACAUUCGAGGUCAUGCGAUCUUUGCGCAUCCUGGACGGGGCCGUCUGUAUUCUGGAUGGCGUUGCGGGUGUCGAAGCUCAGACGGAGCAGGUCUGGCAUCAAGCUAGCACAUACCGGAUUCCAAGACUAGUGUAUGUCAACAAACUCGAUCGUGAUGGAGCGGCCUUCGGACGGACGGUAAAAGAAGUAGGAUCGAGACUUGGAGGCUGGCCGGCUGUCUGUCAGAUACCGUGGUUUGAAGGCGGAGAUGGCCGCUUUGUGGGAGUCGCGGACGUGGUCAACAUUCAUGGUCUACGAUGGAGCGAAGGCGACGGCAAGUCUGUAAAGAUGUUGGAUCUCCAGCAAUUGGACCAGGAAGAAAGCCAAUUGGCGGCGGAGCUUCGGCGUGCACGGGCUGCUUUGGUCGAGCUUCUGAGCGAGCAUGACGACGAGUUGGUCGAGAAGUUCUUUGAAUGCGACGAGGAUCACUUAGCGGUUCCGCCCCAAGACAUCCUCAACAGUCUCCGCCGUUGUCUUAUUGAAAACAAAUCGAGUAGGGUUAUUCCCGUGUUCGCAGGCGCCAGUUUCCGCAACAUUGGGGUGCAGCCUCUACUAGACUCUGUGAUCAACCUUCUUCCUAGUCCGCUCGAGACUGCAGACCCGGAGGUCAGCAUCGGAAAUGUCAAGGGUGGCCUUCGAAGACUGCUUUCAGGGGACCUCCUAGUGGAACAGAAUGAGAAGCAAGCCGCGUCUGGCGGCAAGAAGCAGAAGAGUAAGAAGAACCUGCAGGCAGAAUCACAGAGCUCCAUCGAGAGACUCCAGGGCUGUGGUCUAGCCUUCAAGGUGGUUAAUGACGCCAAGCGGGGAGUUCUGGUGUACGUGCGAGUUUACUCAGGAUCACUAGAUCGAAACAGCACUCUGUUCAACACCAACCUCAAUAUCUCAGAACGUGUGCCCCGUCUUUUGAAGAUGUACGCCAACGACGCUGUCGAGGUGGACUCGAUCCCCGCGGGCCAUAUUGGUGUCGUGGUUGGUCUGAAGCAUGCGCGGACGGGAGAUACCCUGGUCUCGUAUGCCGGACACAAGUCAACACCUCCAGAGCCAUUAAACACGCUACAGCUCCGUCCUAUUGGUGUCCCUCCGCCGGUGUUUUUCGCUGGUGUAGAGCCGCACAGUCUGAGCGAGGAAAAGAAGCUCGAAGAAUCGCUGGCGCUUCUCUUACGAGAAGACCCCAGUUUGCAUGUGACAGUCGAUGAAGACUCAGGGCAGACGCUUUUGAGUGGGAUGGGCGAGCUACAUCUUGAGAUUGCUCGGGAUCGGCUUCUCAACGACCUCAAGGCUAAGGCCAGCAUGGGUCGGAUUGAGAUUGGGUACCGUGAAGCACCGUUGGGAGCUUCUACCCCUGUGACCAGAAUCUUUGACAAAGAAAUUGCCGGCCGUAAGGGCAAGGCUGGUUGCACUGCGGUGGUCGAGCCCUGGGAUCCAUACAUGGAUUCCACCAAUUCCGAAGGCAACGACAUCCUCUCUAUCAUCACACACGAAAACAACCAAAUCAUCAUCACUACACCAAACCUCCAGGUCGAAACUAACAAAAAAGGCAUCGAGGAGAGCCCUCUCCUCCCAGCUGGCCUGGACAUUCCAACUUUCCGCGCAGCUCUCCAAAAUGGUGUUUUCGCCGCCCUCGCCCGCGGUCCCCAAUUCACCUUCCCCAUGCACAGCACACGAGUCACCCUUACCUUCAACGCAACCGAACACCUCUAUGGCACGGACACUACCGCGUCCGCCGUCUCUUCCGCCGCUCGGCUCUCCACAACGGCCGCUCUACGCACCCUCCUCCCUCCACCUUCUUCUCCUCAGUCAGCGCCAGGAACAUCUCCCACGCCGGGUACUGCCCUCAUGGAACCCCUCAUGAAUGUAAUUAUCUCUGUCGACGAAGCCUCUCUUGGCGCUGUCGUCCACGACAUUUCCUCUUCCCGCGGCGGCCAAAUUAUCUCUCUAGACGAAGACCUCACCCUUCCCACAACCGACCUCGCCUCUUCCCCUACAUCAUCAUACUCCCCUCCUCAACAACCACCCGAGGACCUACCUCCUAUCGACACUAGCAAGGUCUACGCACCCCGUGAUCCCUUCGAGACAACCUCCAUCGGCGGCGGGUCUCUAGGGAACACGGACCCUGUGUCUGGAUCGGCAAAUCGCCCGCGGACUAUAGCCGCAAAGGUACCGUUGAAGGAAAUGGUCGGGUAUCUAAAGCAUUUGAGAAGUUUGACAGCGGGUCGUGGCACGUUUGUCAUGAGUGUGGAUCGGUUUGAGCGGAUGAGUGCGCCGAGGCAGAAGGCGGUUUUGAUAGAGUUAAGAGGUGGGCUAUGA